This is a messenger RNA of Phaeoacremonium minimum UCRPA7, 1356 nucleotides long. Its product is annotated as putative sarcosine oxidase protein. The record is from RefSeq and is a predicted model, not a curated record. Gene Ontology annotation, molecular function: flavin adenine dinucleotide binding; sarcosine oxidase activity. The transcript is spliced from 3 exons. Bases 1 to 1356 code for a protein of 451 amino acids. NCBI's taxonomy places the organism in Eukaryota, Fungi, Ascomycota, Sordariomycetes, Togniniales, Togniniaceae.
AUGGCUUCGACUCAAUUAUCUAAGCAGAGCUCCAUCAUUGUUAUUGGUGCAGUCUUCGAUAAACAGCCCUAUGAUAAGAAUGCCUACUCUACCGCAGAUGGUGCCGAUGCGGCUAGUGCUGACUGGAACAAGGUCAUGCGUAUGAGCUAUGGUGACGAACUCGAUUAUCAGCGCCUCGCUUGGGAUGCCAUCCAGGUCUGGAACGUGUGGAACAAGCAGAUAUCAUCAUCAGUACUACAAGAUCCGCCUCGUCCUCUUAGGCCAUCGGACAAGGUAUGGGACAACUGCGGCUUUCUUCGUAUGAGCACCGAUGGUGCGUUGAGCCCAUUCGAAGAAUCAACUUUGCGAAAGAUCACGAAGGAAGGCUUGCGAUCCACUCAGUUCGUGAUCGGAAACCAGGAUGAUGAAAAGAGAGCGACGUUCUACUUCCAGAAGAAGGGAGAAUGGGAGAGGAAGCGGGAUCCGUUCAACCGCCAGAAGCAGGGCAAAAGCCUCACAGGUGUCUUUGACACAACCGCCGGCUACGUCGACGCUAGCAAGGCUUGUAUCUGGGUGAUGCAUCUCUGCCGUCUGUGUGGCGUGCGUUUUGUGCUGGACGAGAGGGAAGGCCAGGUUUCUGCUUUCCUCAAAUCUCCUGCCGGGGAAAAGACUGUCGGAAUAAGAACAAAGGAUGGUAAAGAGCAUCGAUCAGAAUUUCUGAUUCUGGCCGCCGGGCCUUGGACACCAUAUCUCUUUCCGGCAAUAUCCCCAAUGCUGGAGACAACCGUUGGGAGUGUAGCAUACUUCCAACUGCCUCCCAAAGACAAGGCCCCUCAUCUCUGGGACCGCUUCUCGCCUGGGAACUUUCCCGUCUUCGCUUACGGAGGCUGGACGAAGGGGCUUGGUAUUGGCGGGUUUCCUCGAACCGCAGACGGUAUCGUCAAGAUCGGCUACCGAGGAGUCAAAUACACCAACUACGAGGAUGUCGAGGAGAAGACGACUGGGACAAAACACCGCAUCAGCGUUCCCAAGACCAAAUAUUGGCCCGAGCCCUCCGAGCCGACUAUAACAAAGCAAGCCGUGGAGGCCAUCAAGAGCGUUGUGCGAGAUGCACUACCCGAGUUGGCGGAGCUUGGCAUUGCGGGUUGCAGGAAUUGCUGGUACACCGACAGUCUCGAUACCAACUUUGUCAUUGACCGUGUACCCGGCGAUGAAGGCAUGAUGGUGUGCUCUGGAGGUUCCGGUCAUGGUUUCAAAUUCUUGCCUGUCCUCGGCAGAGAGGUCGUAAAUAUAAUUGAGAAGCCGAGAGAGAAGAGCACGAUCGCCAAGCUAUGGCAGUGGAGGACGAAAACAAGCGGUCCAAAAAAACGGCCUUGA